Molecule: messenger RNA, 2689 nt
Organism: Lingula anatina
Lineage: Eukaryota; Metazoa; Brachiopoda; Lingulata; Lingulida; Lingulidae
Biological process (GO): Notch signaling pathway; axon guidance
Cellular component (GO): cell surface; plasma membrane; signaling receptor complex
Molecular function (GO): zinc ion binding; calcium ion binding
Source: RefSeq, a predicted model, not a curated record
UCAGGGGUCGUACUUGUGAUGUAGACAUAGAUGAGUGUACUGGAGUCAGCUGUGGACAGGGGGGCACUUGUAUUGAUAAACUGAAUGAUUUCACCUGUAUCUGUGCACCUGGCUAUACUGGACAACUUUGUACACAGAAACUGUCCUCCAAAUUUGACCUGAGCUUCCUGCAGGGAGAGCCAGACACCAUCAGUUAUGCCGUGGUCAGGGAUAUCGCUGACCAUAGACUCACCCCACUGACCCAGUUGACACUUCAAGCUUGGAUACGAAGUAACAAACCCCAGGGGAUGAUAGCCGUGUAUAAGGCAGCUGAUGGGACUGGGUUUGGGGUGAAAAAUCCUGGUGAUAUUGAGAUACAGAUAAAUAGUCACACUGUCCAGACAGGACUGGACAUCAGUGAUGGUCAGUGGCAUCAGGUCACUGCGACCUGGACCAGCCAAACCCAGGGAGUGACCCUUUACAGGGACGGCCAGCUGGUGGCCACUUACUCCAAUGUCCCUGGCUCUAGUAUUACCACAGGGGGGGACAUGGUCAUUGGACAGAGACAUGAGUCACUGAAGAUGAGACGAAAACGUGCUAUCCAGACAGGCGUGGCAUUUGAAGGUGACAUUUCCCGCCUCCAUAUAUGGGAUACAGUCCUGCCCACUGAUGUUAUCACCAAGGUAAUAGACUGUCAAUCAGAGGACAGCAGGAUUGGGAACCUAGUGGCGUGGGCAGAUGUGAUAACUGGUAUUGAAGGCCAAGUGGAGAUAGUACAACCAACACAGUGUGACUCUGUAAAUGAAUGUUCAUCCAGCCCAUGUCUCAAUGGUGCAACCUGUGAAAACAAGAUAGGAGGCUACCAGUGCCACUGUCCUGGAGGAUACACAGGCACCAAAUGUGACAUUAACAUUGACGACUGCAUUGAUAACUCCUGCAGUAAUGGAGGAAGCUGUGUGGAUGGUAUAGAGGCUUACACCUGUGUCUGUCCCAGUGGGUUUACUGGGAGGUUUUGCCAAGAAGAGAUAGUCCAUGGUGCCUGGGGUCCAUGGUCACUGUGGUCUGAGUGCACCAGGAGUUGUGGCAGUGGAAUGAGGACAAGGAAUCGCCAGUGUGACAACCCUCCUCCCUCACCAGGGGGCAGGCCAUGCAGUGGUAACAGCUUAGAAAGGGAGCAAUGUAACACUGACCCAUGUCCAGCUUGUGUCCCCCUGAAACCUCCAGUGAAUGGUUUCCUGAACUGUACAACCACUGGAGACCUCCAUGAGUGCAUCUCCACCUGUCAGCCUCAGUAUGACUUCAGUGGACCAGCCCUGGAGAAGUACACUUGCAGUGCUAAUAGCAGCUAUAAAUGGAACCACCAGUCUAAGUCUAACCCUAAUGCCCUGUUGCCAAGCUGUGGAAAAACCACUCCUCCCAAGAAUGUCUCUCUGGACUUGUUCCUGUUCUACCCCUUCAGAAACUGCUCCAACCGCUUCCAGCCAUUCCUUCAGACAGCAUUCCAAGAACUCAUCAUAAAUCUCACGGCAAAUAUCAGCUGUAUUCAAACCCUGGAGUGUGAUCUCAGUGCGGCUGCCGUGGGUCCCUGUAUAUUGAACAUCAACAGAACAGGUUACGUGGCCACAUUUGCAUACUCAGCUGAUAUUGAUAUAGGUGAGACAGAGAUGACAGGCGCAUUCCAGAGGCUCCAGCCGGCUGCCAAGAUGGUCCAAAGUAACGUUCUCUCUGGUGGAUUCAGACUAGGAUUCAGUGGUGGAAAGUUUCUGAUGUAUGAGCCCAACUCUCUGGUGAUUUCUGGUAGUUUUGGAUGUGAAGCAGGAUCUGUGUCCAGUAAUAAUACUUGUGUUCUGUGUCCGCGGGGUACGUUCUAUGAUGAUGGCGUGUGUGCCAGGUGUGCUGUGGGCAGCUACCAGGACAGUGAGGGUCAGUUUGAUUGUGACCAGUGUCCAGUGGGGACAACCACACCCUCCUCUGGGUCCAUCUCGCUGCAAGAUUGUGUUUAGGUGUGGCAAGUUAAAAGACAAGAGCACUAAAUAAAUGAAUUUAACCUAAACUGUUGAGACAUGGAUCUAUCUGGAAGAUGAGGACAGCAAUACUAACUUGUGAAAAUGACAACAAUCUGGACCCAGCCAUAGUUGAGAAAGUCAUUUUGAAAAUAUAUGAUAAAUUUAGAGUCUUCAGGCAGAAGAUAAAAUUUGCCAAAAUGGAUACAUUCCAAUUUUCAAUAUUCCAGCUAGACUGUGGGCAAUGUUAUUUUCUGUAUAAUAGUUAUCAGCCAGAUUUUACUAUUGAAUAUCUUCAUUAAAACAUGUAUUGCCUCUGCUUGUACAUCACACAGACUGGCCUGUAAUGUUUUGGUUGUUACAAGACUUACAUGGUUAUGAGAUAAAUCCUUUUGUAUUGCUUGCCUUAGUUUUAAGAACAUUUCAGUCCCUUUAUUUCUUAAACUAGAAGAGAAGUUAUUUUUUACUACUUUUCAGUAUUCUAAAUCCAAGCAUGUUUAGAGAAUUUCAGUUAUGUUGCUUUAAGGUGACAUGUACCUCGAUCUGCAAUAUUAACAGUAUCGUACACUCUUUGAGAAAAACGAGCACACUUGAAUGAAUGAAUUAUAAUUAUUUUUGGUAUUCAUAAUAAACACUUAAACUGCCAAACAAAAUUCUCUCCUUUGUAAGUCACUAAAUGUGAAAAUAAAUGAUCUAUAUUCUUCUCA